AUGACACUAAUGAGAAACAUGUUCAAUACAAUUAUGAGUGAUUCAACAACAAUGCAAGAACACAUUGAAGAAAUGACGAACUACCUCGUCAAAUUGAACGGUUUAGGUGUAAAAGCUUUCAACGAAGAAGAGAUAAAAACAGCAUUACUUCUCAGCAGUUUACCAGAGAGUUACAGAAACCUUGUUACUUCACUUGAAUCCAGAGACAAUCUGACGUGGUCUAUUGUGACUUCAAAGCUGAUGGACGAAAGCAAACAUCGUUCACAAACAUCAAGUGAAAAUGAUGAGAAAUUAAUGAAAAUUAAAAGCAAGAAAGUUAAAUUCUGUACGUACUGCAAGAAAAAUUUUCAUACUGUUGAUGAAUGCAGAAAGAAAAUGAAAAAUAAAAAAAGUCAAUACAAAGUAGACAUGAUUGACAAAAAAUCCAGUGAAAACACUGAUGAAAUGCUGCUUGCAAUCCAUUCACAAAAACCUGAAUCGUCAAAUGAAGCUGAAUGGAAUAUGGAUUCCGGAGCAACAUCGCAUUUUUCGAAUGAAAAAAGUUUGUUUGAAACACUAAAACCAAUGAAUGAUUUUGUGACUGUAGCAAAUGGUUACAAAGUUAAAGUCUUGGGAAUCGGAACUUGUAGAAUUCAUCUAAAAAAUGAAAAAGGAGAAGUAACGACAGCUUUACUGACGAAUGUACUGUAUGCACCAGAUUUGAAUGAAAACUUCAUCUCCAUCAAAUAUUUAACAAAUCAAAGGAAAUUCAAGGUGAUCUUUGAAGGCGAAAAAUGCAAAAUUUUCCUGAAUGAACGUGAAAUCGCAGUUGGCUACUUGAGCAACGAUUUAUAUUACAUAAAUCAUCAGAAAAUUUCAGCUAUAACUCAUCGUAGCAAUCAAGCUGAUAAAUGCAUUCAAGUAUCCUAG
Molecule: messenger RNA, 909 nt
Organism: Sitodiplosis mosellana (orange wheat blossom midge)
Lineage: Eukaryota; Metazoa; Arthropoda; Insecta; Diptera; Cecidomyiidae
Exons: 1
Coding region: 1-909 (302 amino acids)
Source: RefSeq, a predicted model, not a curated record